CCUGUAUUUUUAGUGAAUUGGUAAUUCUAUAUAAUUGUGUAAUUAUAUGAUUUUAGGUGAAAGAGAUUCUGGAAAUUAAACAAAAAGGAGACAAAUUAAUUAUAGUUGAGCCGGAAAUUCCCAAACUUCCAGUUCUAACAGGCAACAGGGCUGAGCGAAGGAAAAAGCUGCAAGAGUUGUUGAAAAAUGAAGAAGACACGAGUAGGAUUAAAACAUCAGAAGGUGUAAGUUUUGAAGAUAUACAGAUGCAGGACAACUUGGAUGAAAGUGGCAGUGAAGAACCUGAAGCAGAAAGUGAGACAGAAAAACGAGGCAUUACCUUUGAAAUUGCCAAGAACAAAGGGCUAACUCCAAAACGUAAAAAGGAGAAUAGAAAUCCCAGAGUCAAGAAUAAAAACAAGUUCCGUAAAGCAACUGUUCGAAGGAAAGGUCAAGUGCGAGGAGUAUAUAAGGAAAUCUCACGUUAUGGUGGUGAACCUUUUGGUAUUAAAGCAAGUGUUAGCAAGAGCAUAAAACUAAAAUAAAUGUUUAUAUAUUAUGA
Homalodisca vitripennis (glassy-winged sharpshooter) is the source of this 541-nucleotide messenger RNA. Its product is annotated as something about silencing protein 10-like. The transcript is spliced from 4 exons. Gene Ontology annotation, cellular component: small-subunit processome; nucleolus. Bases 246 to 524 code for a protein of 92 amino acids. NCBI's taxonomy places the organism in Eukaryota, Metazoa, Arthropoda, Insecta, Hemiptera, Cicadellidae. The record is from RefSeq and is a predicted model, not a curated record. Gene Ontology annotation, biological process: maturation of SSU-rRNA from tricistronic rRNA transcript (SSU-rRNA, 5.8S rRNA, LSU-rRNA).